GGGGCCUCGGGGCGCGGCCGCGCGAGGUGACCCGAGUCUGGGUUCCCCCGGGCAGCGACUGCAGAGCGCAGCGCCCGCGGCCUCGAGCAGAUUAAUUUUAAAACUGGAAGUUUGUAUCUUUUGCUGGAUAUUGGAAAUUAAGUCUAAUGGCAGCAGACUUUAUAAAGAGUUGCUGUAAAGGAUGUUUCUAUGGUGAAACAGAAAAGCACACCUUUUCUGUGGAGAGAGACUUUAAAGCAAAAGUUUCGAAUAGUCAAAAUACUACUAUCUGUACACCUCCAUUGACUUCUGUUUCUGUAAAGCCUCAGGUUGGCUGUACUGAGGAUUAUUUACUUUGCAAAUUACCAUCUGAUGGCAAAGAAGUACCAUUUGUGGUGCCCAGGUUUAAGUUAUCUUAUAUUCAGCCCAGGACGCAAGCAACUCCUUCACAUCUGGAAGAACUCGAAGGAUCUGCCAGAGCAUCUUUUGGAGAUCGGAAGGUGGAACUUUCUGGUUCAUCCCAGCAUGUCCCCAGCUAUGAUGUCUAUAACCCAUUCUAUAUGUAUCAGCACGUUUCACCUGAUCUGAGUCGGCGCUUUCCUCCUCGUUCGGAAGCGACGAGAUUAUAUGGAUCAGUUUGUGAUUUAAGGACCACCAAACUUCCUGGCUCCCCUGGGCUGAGCAAGUCUAUGUUUGAUCUUACAAGUUCAUCUCAGAGAUUCAUCCAGAGAGAUGAUUCGUUCUCCAGCGUGCCCAGUAGUUGUUCGUCAAGGAAGAAUUCUCAGGGGAGUAACCGAAGCCUGGAUACAAUUACUCUGUCAGGAGACGAAAGAGAGUUCGGGAGAUUGAACGUGAAAGUAUUUUAUAAUUCUUCAGUAGAGCAGAUCUGGAUCACGGUUUUACAGUGCAGAGAUUUAACUUGGCCCUCUAGUUAUGGAGACACUCCUACUAUUUCUAUAAAAGGAACGCUAACACUGCCCAAACCAGUGCAUUUCAAAUCUUCAGCCAAGGAAGGCUCCAAUACUAUUGACUUUAUGGAAACUUUUGUAUUUGCUAUUAAACUCCAAAGUCUGCAAACUGUGAAGCUUGUAUUUAAGAUUCAAACCCAGACUCCCAGGAAGAAGACAAUCGGAGAAUGCUCACUGUCACUCAGAAGUCUGAGCACACAGGAGACAGAUUACUCUCUGGAUAUAACACCACUUUCAAAAAUUUCUGUUUGCCAUGCAGAGCUUGAAUUGGGGACUUGCUUUCAAGCAGUAAAUAGCAGAAUUCAGUUACAGAUUCUUGAGGCACAAUACCUCCCAAGCUCAUCAACACCUCUGACUUCGAGUUUUUUUGUGAAGGUGGCAAUGUUUAGCUCAGGAGAGUUGAUUUAUAAGAAGAAGACACGCUUGCUGAAGGCCUCCAAUGGAAGAGUAAAGUGGGGAGAGACUAUGAUCUUUCCGCUUAUACAGAAUGAAAAAGAAAUUAUUUUUCUCAUUAAGCUUUAUAGUCGAAGCUCCGUGAGAAGAAGACACUUUGUGGGGCAGAUUUGGAUAAGUGAAGACAGUAAUAACGUCGAAGCAGUGAACCAGUGGAAAGAGACAGUUACAAACCCAGAAAAGGCCUUCAGCAGAUUAAAAGAUGCCCACCCACACUGGAGAGAGCCGUUUACUGAGUCCACUGAUGCACAUGCUAGUCUCGUCCGGAGAAACCCUCACAGACGCACCCAGAAAUGGUGUUUAAUCUGGGCACCCCUGGCCAGUAAAGUUGACACAUGAAAUUAACUAUGAUAGACACUUGCUGGUAUUCUCUUGAGGCUUCAGCUAUGCUUGUCCAACAAUAAAUUUCAAAUGCUUGAAGUGUUACCUGAAACAUUGAAUUGAGGAAAGAAUGAUGAAAGGUGGGUGCCAAUCAAGUGCGAUGUGCAUUUUGAAAUACAGAUUUAAGACUAAAAAAGAUAUUAAAAGAGUCAGUGUAGCCCUCCAAAAUUGCGUUGUAUUUUAUGGAUGAUGAAUUAUCUGAAGAUGAAUGCUACCUACAUUUUCAGUAGUUUCCUAGUGGAAAAUGUUUUUUAAAUAAGUAAUUACUGAUUUUUAAAUUUUUUCAAGUAUGAAAAAUCUGAUCCCUAAAAUAGCUAUAUUUUAUUAGUUGUUAAAACUGAUAACCAAAUUAAAUCAUACGACUAUAACUGUGUUAACUAUAUGACUAUAUUAAAUCAUAGGGCUCUGAUAACAGAGGAGAUGUCUAGAAAGAAAGUUCUGUACAUCUUCUCAGAUGGCUAAAAUGUCUCUGAUUCUAUGCUGUGCUAAGUCACUGAACGAGAUGUGUGUUUUAGAUAUGUGUUUAGAUGAUGUUUAUUCAGUCUUGAUUUUCAUAUUCUCAUGCUGUGGAAUUCGUUUUCUGGGUCACAAUUUUGUAGUUUCUGAAGCAGCAGGAUGAUAAAAAAUAUCUACCCUUCGUGAUAGGACUAAAUUUAUUUUAACAGAGAUAAGUUUGGUGGACUGUGGCUCUUAAUUGUCUUUUAGUUCAAUUUCUGGGUCCUUAAUCUUUCUUGAUUAUACAAUGUAUGGAAACUUAAUCUUGAAACAACUAAAUUUUUAAUUGAGCUAUUUUAUAUAUUUAAUAAUUAAAUGCAAAAAAAUCUAUAUAGUUCUCCAUGCAAAGAACACUUCUAGGUACUUUCAGGGGUACAAAGAUGAAUAAGCCAUCACUCUUUACCCUGGGGUUUUAUAUUUUAGUAGAGAAAUAAUAUAAAGCAGAAAUGUAGUAAAAAGCAGGAUUUGAGGUAUGGACAAAGUGCUUUAGAGGCCCAAAUAAAGAAUUAAGUGCAGCUGAAGGAAUUAGGAAAGGUUUGGUAUGGCCCUGAUCUGAAGCACACAAAUCAGGCAGAUUGGUAGCACUAUGAAUUCCUGAUCACUGAGUCUGCCUAACUAGCAAUCUUACUUCAUUUCUUUUGUCAGCUGACUCGCUGUGAAAAAGUUUAUUCUCCCUUCCACUCUCUUCUAACCUUCAAUCCACCUGCUCCUUUCUUUACUCUUCGUAGAUCUUAUUUUGUGCUUUACAAGGAAAGCAAUGUCAGGCAUUCCUUCAACUUCCCACCGUCAUAUCCACAAGCUGAUUUUUGCCUAUAUCCAUCUUCGGUUGUGUUAGAAAGUCAGCCCUUGCUUGUGAAUUCUGGUCCAAGCCUCUCUGCUUUUUCAGGGAUCUCAUUGUAUUUAUUGUGCCUGUUCUCUCCUGUUUCUUGAACCUCUUCUUCUCUGCUUUAUUCUUCUUAGCAUCAUCAAAACCUCCCUGGUGCAUGCAUGACUGUCUCAAAAUAGGUUGGUGAUGCGUUCAAUGGAAAGAACUCAACACACCAUAAUGUGGGGGUUAGGUUUCUGCACUGAUGAAGGGACCUCUGGAAACAUAAUGCAGAGUCACGGCAGCGCACUCCCUGUGGAGAUAUGUCUUCCCAGGUCCCCAGAGUUCGCCCUGGGGCAGGCUGCUGUGAACGAGUCUCCAUGUGGCCAGUGAAGAUUCCCAGAAGCUCUUUUUGCAUUCUGACAGGACUUUUUAUUCUUUCCUCAUUUUCCUUCUCCCACCUGACCAUUCAUUCCAAGCAUAGCCUUCAUUUCUGCUUACUUGGCAGAUGUUAGUAACUAGUAGAAAAUAUUCCCAAUAAAUUCCUGAGUACUUACCAAGAAUUUAAACGCUAUAAUACCCCAAUGAACAGGAGGGUUAGUUUCUCAGCAUACGGUCUCUUAGGUCACCUACGCUCCAGACCUCUCUGGUCUGUUUAUUUCUUCUAAAAAAUUCCUAGACCUCCCACUCUGUUCUAGAUUCUGCCUUAUCCAGUCUCCUCUUUAUAGAUAAUUUCUGACCGUUCUUAGCCUAUUCUCUUCAGCCCCCUCCCCACCACUCCACUGAGCCUCAUGCCAAAGUCUUCACAAGUGCUUUGCAGCUGUUUUUUUUUAUUACUCAUCAACUUUAUUAACAAUAGACCUCUCCCUGCUUCUUGAAACUGUUGCUUCCCUUAGCUUUCCUGUCAUUAUGCUCAGCUUGUUGUCUUAUUACCUUUCUAGCGUUUCCUUUUCUUUCUUAUCUGUUGGCUCAUCUUCAUGCCCUUGACCUUUAAAAAUGGGGAGUUCUUCAGGACUUAGUCCUAGACUGUCUUCUGUUUUCAUUCUGCAUUGUCCCUUUGGGCAUUCUCGUCUCUCCCCAUGGCUUAAAAUGCUAUUUACUGACUAAAGGCUGCUAAAUUUCUGUCUUGACUCAAAUCUUGCUUAUGAGCCACACUAUCGUAUAGCUAAGGUGAACAUCUUUUCUUGAAUGUAUCCCGACCCAAACUUAUAAUUUUCCAUUCCUACCACAAAUCUAGCCUGCACUGUUCCCCAUCUAAGUAAAAGGAACUAUCCGCCUGGUUGGUCAUCCCAGAACCCUAGGAGUCACCUUGGCACACCACUCUCUCUCAUCUCCCAUACUCAGUGUCACCCUAUUUAGAAAUGUACGUCCUAAGUAGAUGUUGAAUCCACCCCCUUCCCUGUCUCCACUUUAGCUUCCCUAGUCAAAGACAACGUCAUCUCGCACCUGUAGUGCUGUACUUUCUCCAUAAUUGGUCUUCCUGCCUCCCUCUUCUUCCUCUCUAGUCCAUUCUCCACCCAGCAGCCAGAGUGAUACUUUUAAAAUGCAGAUCUGAUCAUCACUCCUUAUUUCCCAUUGUUCUUGGUGUGAAGUCCAAAAUCCUUAACAUGGUCUACAAAGCCCUGCAUGGUCUGAGCUCUGUCUUCCAUUCCAGCCUCUUGAACUACUCCCUCUGAUCUGUUUUCACUUCUUGGAAGACAGUACAUGCCCAGCUCCCUCAGGAUCUCUACACACGUUGCUUCAUCUAUGUGGAAUAACUUUCCUCUUCACUCUUCCCUUGGCUAAACCCUAAGCUUUUUUGGGUGCUAGCUUCAAUGUCUAUUCCUCAGAAAAGUAUUUUUUUUUACAUCUUAGGCAAUGUUGGAUCCUAUUUUCAUAUACUUUAUAAUUUCCCAUUAUAGGUUUUAUCAUAAUUGUGAUCAAAUAAUUACAUAAAUUUUCCUUAAUGUCUCUCCUGCACUGCAGUUUCCAUGAAAGCAGGGUCAUGUUUAUUGCUUCAUUCCUGAAGUGAACUCAGUACCUAGCACGUAAGAGGGACAUAGUAAAUAUUUGUUUAUUCAUUAAUUUAACUGAUAGGCAGUGUUUUGACUGUUAGGGAUAUAGUAGUGAAUAAACAGAAAAAACUGAAUGAA
Molecule: messenger RNA, 5213 nt
Organism: Equus caballus (horse)
Lineage: Eukaryota; Metazoa; Chordata; Mammalia; Perissodactyla; Equidae
Gene: TC2N
Product: tandem C2 domains, nuclear
Cellular component (GO): nucleus
Source: RefSeq, a predicted model, not a curated record